UAUUAUUUUUCAAAAUGUUUAGUCCCAUCCGAAGGAUAGCAGAAGCUUUCACUCCAAAGACGAUCACAAUAGGGACGACUCUGAUUUUCGCUGGCGUCGGCGGGGCGUAUGCCUUGAGACUACGCGAUAGUCUCCGGCAAACAAAUCCAAGGCAUAUCCAAUCAAGUGUGGCAGUAUCAGAAUCUUUGGUAGAUUCAAACACUGUUCGAAAGCUUGUAAAUCCACGAAGCCAUGGCAGCAAAGGAGAUUCUCACUCUAUUAUCUUAUCACUGUGCUCGAGAAAAAAUGUGGCGUCGGAGAAGGAUCUACUGUCUGCAUUCGUGACGGGCUUUUUUUCAGGGCCAGUUUUUCUCCCGGAAAGCAUAGCCCUUACUCUUUUCCCUUUAUCGAAAGUAUCUUAUGAUGAGUUGAUUCCAACAACGGAUCAAAAAGUCAUUUGGAGCGCAAAACAACUAUCGGACACCCAGCUCCCUCCUAUAUCUAGUAUUCUGUGGGGAACAUUCCAAAUUGCUGAGAUUGAACUCUCAGAUAGCCAGGCCAGCGAAUCGAUAGGAAGUAGGGCUGUUAUUGUCUUUGGUGACAAUAAGGGGAGUUUCGCUGGUUGUCAUCGAUUUUCCGUCAAGCGGUUGGACCCAAGUACAGACAACAAGGCAGAUGAGAUUAAAUUUCGUCUUAGUCUAGAGUGCUUGGUCUGUGACCCAACUUCGAGCGAACCAAAGGAGUCUGAAUUCUUGCACAAGGUGCACAACAACUACUCAUACUUUUUGUUUAGAGACGCGGUGGCACAUACAAAGGCCAGGUUUAACAGCUUAAUUGAGUCGAGUCAUUGAAGAAGACAGGCUCGAACGUGUAAUUAUAGAGAUACAAUCUGCUCCAUGUGGAAGACUUCCAAUAAAAAUUCUAUUUCGCUC
Messenger RNA from Trichoderma harzianum CBS 226.95, 911 nucleotides. RefSeq lists its product as hypothetical. The transcript is spliced from 2 exons. The record is from RefSeq and is a predicted model, not a curated record. Bases 15 to 830 code for a protein of 271 amino acids. NCBI's taxonomy places the organism in Eukaryota, Fungi, Ascomycota, Sordariomycetes, Hypocreales, Hypocreaceae.